Messenger RNA from Neurospora tetraspora, 1485 nucleotides. Its product is annotated as trichothecene biosynthesis enzyme. The transcript has 2 exons. The coding region runs from base 164 to 1294 and encodes 376 amino acids. The record is from RefSeq and is a predicted model, not a curated record. NCBI's taxonomy places the organism in Eukaryota, Fungi, Ascomycota, Sordariomycetes, Sordariales, Sordariaceae.
AAGAUGGUAGGAAGCUCGAUAUUGUUGCACCAUAGCUGGGCGAUAAUGCAUCAUCACAGAGUGUCACUGUCCAUGCUGGAAAUGAUAUAAGCUCCGGCAUCUCCCCGUUUCACAGCAAGUGCUCCAAACCCUCCAGUAUAUUCCUUCAAAAAUACCAAAGACGAUGCUGAGAAACUUCCCAAUCCUGGGCUUCGCUCUCGCAAGUGUUCUUGAAGCCCGCGCAUGGCCCAACCUAUCUCUCCUUCCAAGCAGUAACAGCAUCCUCGGAAUCGGCAAACACAAAGAAUGCCCUCCCUUCAACAAGGGUAACUUCACCAUCGACUACUUCCAACUCUACCCCGAAAACGCCGACUGGGACGCCCACUCCUGCCAAGUCAUCUUCGGAUCCCUCUGGAACGGCUCCGUCGCCAUCUACAACCCCUACCUCUCCCAAAUCACCCAAAGCCUCACCUUCCCCGGCGUCACCAACACAGGCACCUACCACAUAGGCGGCGUCGCCUUCGACCCCCUCUCCAACCUCUACACAAUCCUAACCGACCCCGCCGCAGCCUGGGACACCGAAGGCGGCGACCUCCGCGGCGACCACCUCCUCAUCAAAUACAACCCGAUCACCAACCACACCCUCUGGACUCUGAACUUAACCACCCUCACCCACGAACGCUACGGCGGGUUCCAAGACGUGGAAACCGAUCGGAGGGGGAACACCUACGUGGUCGGCACGUUUCCCGGAACGAUUCUGCGGGCUGAUAAGCACGGCAGGGAAAUCAAGGAGUGGUACCUCCCUGACCCCUUCCCAACGGUGACACCGGGGACGCCGUUCGCGAAAGGGGGAUUCGGUGGUCUUGCCGCCGUCCCGGGGACCGAGAUCUUGUUGAGCAAUGAUGGAGACGGACAGAUUUACCGGUUUGAUAUGCGCGCUGACAGGGGCCACCCCGUGGCAGUGCCGAUUACGCCCAAAGUGCUGUACAACGAUACCGACGCGAUUUACCUCCCGCCCAAGUACGGGGGCUCGGUGUUGCUGGUUGCGAGUCACGGGUCGGGGGUGCAGGUGUUACGGUCGAGGGAUAAGAGGUGGGAGAGGGCGGAGUAUGUCGGUACCGUGGAAGUGGAGUAUCCGAGGGAUGAGGAGUUUCCCCAGGGGGAAGGAGUGACGGUUGCGGUGACGCAGAUUGGGCCGAGCGGGUUGUAUGUCAUAUUGGGCUUUGGGGAUUUACCGUGGGUGGAGGAACGGUGGCGGGCGGGAGGAGGAGGUUUCCGAUGCCGGAUAUUACGGGGGAAGUUGAAGCUUUGUUGAGGAAGUGAGGAUGAUGCGGAAUCUUGGUCUAGAGAGGGACUGUCCUUGGUAGGUGCUGCAGGUUCUUUUGGAUUCAUUCUAUGUUUGCCACAUACAGUGUUUUAGUUCUUUUCCUUGUUGAGACACGCGAUGUUUGAGUUUCCAAAUUCGUCUCGCCUACUUUAUACCGCUCGCAAGUUUGUAAAACAUUU